Fusarium verticillioides 7600 is the source of this 1815-nucleotide messenger RNA. RefSeq lists its product as hypothetical. Gene Ontology annotation, molecular function: DNA-binding transcription factor activity, RNA polymerase II-specific; zinc ion binding. The transcript has a single exon. The record is from RefSeq and is a predicted model, not a curated record. NCBI's taxonomy places the organism in Eukaryota, Fungi, Ascomycota, Sordariomycetes, Hypocreales, Nectriaceae. The coding region runs from base 1 to 1815 and encodes 604 amino acids. Gene Ontology annotation, biological process: regulation of DNA-templated transcription.
AUGUCUCCGCAAACCUCAGAAAUGCCAGCUGAAGCGGAUCAUCGGCCGGGGAAGAGACCUGCGCCAAGGGGCACGGCGUUUUAUCCCCGCAAACGAGCUAACACGGCGUGUCAAGUGUGUCGGGCUAGGAAGACAAAGUGCGAUAAUCAGAAGCCGGCCUGUUCGUACUGCGUAAGUGUUGGAGCGAAGUGUAUUCAGUCUCCGGUUGAUUUAUCGGCAUUUGACCCUGCGAGUCUCAAGAUUUUGGAACGGUUGGAUGAAUUGGAGAAGUUGAUUCGCGAGCCGAAGCCUGGCACCACCAGUCAAGAUAUUGUCCAGAAUGAGGCAGAACUGUUACCCGAAGAGUCACCGUCACAGUUAUCCCCAGAGAGUCUGAGCGACAUCCCCCUACGAAGCAUCCUCCCCGAGAAGAUGGAAAGCCUCCUUCUCUGGUCCGUCCUCUCCCGCGACAUGUCAUCCCACACAACUCUCCACCCCGAUCCUCCACAACCAUCCCCAUCCUAUUCCCCGGGGUGCACAUCCCUAGCCGACAUAGCAGACCUUGACACCCAAGGCGUAAAAGCGCUUCUCGACAAUUUCUUCGAUCACGUGCACUGCAAGAACCCCAUCCUCGAAGAAGCAGCCGCUCGAAAAGUGGUUCUCAACGUAGUCAUCGACGGGAUCGAUUGGUCGCCUGGAUCAUGUCUAACACUCAUUAUCUGCGCGCUGGGAAAGAUUGCAACGCCUUUGGAUGCGAGUUUCCAUCUGAGGGCUGAUUCAACGGCGUAUUUGGAGGCGCAGGCGCUGUUUCAGGCGGCGCAGAAGAGGAUUGGCACGCUGAUGGCAAGAUCGGAUAUCAUUGGGGCGCAGUGCUUCUUUCUAUCGGGGGUGUUUUUGAUGAGUACGUUUAGACCCUUUGAAGCGUGGCGGUAUUUCUCGCAGGCGUUGGGGAUGUGUCAGACGUUGCCGUUCCUGCAGAGAGCGCAGUCGCUUAGUGCAAUGGAUGGGGAAGAUUUAGCGAGACCGGAAUUGGGCGAGACGCAGCAAGAGGCUGUAUACUGGUCUGCUUGGAAGUCUGAGAGAGAAUUACGGGGAGAAUUAUCUCUUCCAGACUUUAGUAUGCCGCAUUCUUCAAGCGUGCUAUAUCCGCCAUUCUUUCCCACGCCUCCUCAUCCCUUGGAGUCUACCAAGACCACGGUAUCAAGUCGGCAACAUACAGCGUGGCUAUUCUACCUAUCCGAAAUAAGCCUUCGCAGACUCUCCAGCCGAACAUGCAACGACAUUCUCGAACUUCACCGCGCAUCAAGUUCAAAUCUCGACUUCCUCAAGCAACUCUCCCUCCUCAUACCAGCCUACGAAACUCAAGCCAACGAAUGGGCCGAAAGUCUCCCCCCAGAACUCUCGAUUGCUUCAGCACCAGUCGACGACAACGUAUGCUGCUUUGUCCUCCGCGGACACUUAGUAAACUUCUUUGAACGUCUCUAUUGGCCUUUUGUGAUGGCUCAUCUGGCUGCCUUGGAACGCGGUGUAACUACACCAAUUCCCGGACGGCAAUUUGUAGAAAAGGGCUUGGAGUAUCAUGUUCUUAACGUCGAAAUCAACGAAGCGGGGUUUUUACAUCGUCAUCAUGGGACGUGGCUCAUGAUCAGAGCGUUAGUACGUUCCGCGACGGUGUUGCUUGCAGCGCGGCUCUUGGGAUCGGGAAUGCCUGCGGGGUGGAUGGGUGCAUGUGAGAGGAUUAUGCAUGUUUUGAGGGCUUGGGAAGAGGAUGUCCCGGGAUUAUCGAACCAUCGGAAUUUCUUGGAGGAGGUUUUGCAUGGGCUGAGUGCUAAUUGA